CUUCACUUCUGUUAUGACAACUUUGAGCACAACUUGUUUUCGUCCCGGCAUCAUCGUUUGAUAGCUUGCUUAGCUACUAGGCAACUAGUAGCGUGUGAGAGAGAGUUUGCCUGCCACCCAGUUUUCCACACCGUGAUUUCUGUGUAUCCUUUUGUGUGUAGGUAUUUUCCUGAGAGUGCGAGAGAGAGUUUGACUCCGAACUGAAGAGGUGGGUGGUGCGUGAAUUUGCGAAGGAAAAACUCAGUGUUCUCCGUCUGAUUGGUCCUUUCGGCUCUCGCGUGUGUUUAUGCUGCUGCUGAGUGCUUUCUCCGGGAUUUAGCUCAGGCUAGACUGGCGUUCCAUCGAUAAUAAUAACACAUUUUCCUCUGUGACCGCAAGCAGACAGGAGUUUCCUUUCGAGUGGUGAGGAACCGCCUGGUUCCAAACUUAAUAACAGAAGAAAAAACGCAGCAUAAAGCUAGUCCUAGUAGUGCUUGAUAGUGCGGCAGAGAGUAUCCCCUGCAAAUCCCCGUUUUCCCCCGUUUGUGAUCCUUGUUUCGCGAGUUAGCCUCGAUUUUCCCACUUGGCUCUGGUGGCUGAUGAUGAUGGAUUUGCUGCAGUGAUGAGAAAGACGGUAUUGUGGGUUGGUGAAUAAUAAGGAAUCAGUGUAUUGUCGAGAAAAUUUUCCCGUCGAAAGCUGAAAGGAAAAUUCUGUGACUGAGUUUGAUGAGAAUAAAGAUCAAGUGGAUGGCAUCAGAGAACCCAUCAGAGUUUCACGGAAAUUUUUCAGUAAGAAUUGAUGCAGCUUGGGUAGAGUAGGCAUAGCUCUAGAUAGAAUUUCAAAUUAGUUUUAUUGUGGUCGAAGAAGAGACUUCUGAUUUUUGCUAGUGAAUGUGAGUGAAGCAUAGUUUCGAUGUGUCGAAUGGUAUAAUCCGCCAAUGUUUAUUGUGAAGUGAUUACAGUAGAUAGACGGCCUCCCCAUAAAAGAUCCUUGUAAAGUGUCCAAGUGUCGUGAAAUUCAUGAAGCAUCAACAUUGCGUUCGUUCUUUGUUAAGAUAAUUGUCGGUGGCAAUAUUCACCCUAAAAAGUGCAUCAAUCGGUGUGAAAAAUUAGUGCUCAAAAAUAGCAUUUUCUCUAAAGUGGAAACGCAAAUUCGUGGUUAUAAGGUGAAUCAUCUAGGAAAUCAUAUAAGAUUAGCACUACUACGCUUUAAAAGCACAAACAGUGCAGGUCUGUUGAAAAUACCUUAUGUUCUGAAAGAAAGUCGGGGACAUUCAUUGAAGACAUAUAAAUCUUGUUGGCCUCAUUUUUGAAAAUCCGUAUGAAACAUCGCUGAAUCGGAAUGCUCCUGUCCUACGGAUACAAAAGCGUAUAAAUGUGUGAUUGUGUUUAGAGAGCUCUGACCUGUAUCCUAUUACCAGCCAGAGGUUUUGCCAGCAAACACCACUGGAGCAGCAAGGAUCAUCACAGAGAGAGUGCAGACGCAGCACCAUCAGGAGCAGCAGUGAGCAACAAGAAGAGCACCGAGCAACGAAACGAGAGCAGUUGCGGUGAGCUUUUCCGUUGAGGAGAGGCUGUUGUGAAACGUGUGGAGAGCUGCAGAUAGCGUAAAAAACAGCAACGACCAAAAACAAGAACAUCAACAACACCAUCGAAGAACGAGCGAAAAUGUCGGCAAACGAUGCAAACUUUAUGUUGUUCUCCAGCAUCAAUGAUUGUUCCUACGUUUCGUGCUACUGCGAGGAAAAUGUGUGGAAACUGUGCGAGCAGGUGAAAAAGACACAUCCGGCUGAGCUGUCGAAAUGCUACGCCGUGUUCGUGUCGAACGAGCGGAGAACGGUGCCCCUCUGGAGACAGAAAGCCGGCCGCGGCGACGAGAAGCUGGUGAUAUGGGACUACCACGUGUUCUUCAUGCACAAUCCAUCACCGAACCGGUGUCUGGUGUUCGACAUGGAUACCACGUUACCCUUUCCGACCUAUUUCCACAAGUACGUCACGGAAACGUUCCGCUCGGACUAUGCGGUGACGCCCGAGCAUCAUAGGUUCUUUAGAGUAAUACCUGCCGAAAAAUACCUAGCAGAAUUCUCGUCCGACCGGAGACAUAUGCGCAGACCGGAUGGAUCCUGGAUAAAGCCACCCCCGUCGUAUGCUCCCAUUCAAACUAGCACCAACACGCACAGCCUGGAUGACUUCAUCUGUAUGAAACCCGGCAAAGGGCCGGGCAGCGUGUACGACCUGCUGCAUUUCGUGCAACAGUUUUACAAACCACCCGACAGGAAUAUCACCAAAACGCAGAACUAAAUUACGCUUACGACGGUAGUGGCGACGGCGGUGGGUGGUGGUGUACUCCUCGGUGACGACAGCGGUGUGUGCUGCUGCCUCACUACUAUUUACUGUUUAUGCUCCUGUUUCUACCGUUGUUGUUGCCGUUGCUGCUGCUCCUGCCAUUACUGUUGAUCAUCGGUGGCCCCACUAUUGCCACUGUCACCGGCGUUGCCACGACCUCCGCCCCUGCUGGUGGAAUGUGUAAUAAUUAUGAGCGGGCAUUUGUUACGGUGGUGGAUGUUUUCGUUGGUGGUAGGUUUAAUAAUUUACGGAAGGUCUGCCGUGCCACGGUGAUUGGGCCACGGUAGCAGCAUUCGAUACGGCACGGAAAAUGACCAGCAGCCUCUGGCGGUUUGUAUGGUGCAUCAUCAGCUUCUUUUCAGCAGGCGAAUGUGAAUUGUGAGGGGGCAGACUCGGCAGUUUUUCACCGAUGGAGACACAGGCGUAGUGUAGAAUGAAUAACAAUUUAUAGUUUAACAAAUGUGAACGGAAAAAAGACAGCAGCAUGUGCAUUAGGGUGACGCAAAAAUUUCAUUUUGACAGGUAACUUGAGGACUUAUUUUACGAGUGGUAAAUGCUGAUAUUAGAAACGAAUCUUUGUAGGAUGAAAACUGUUCAAAAUAUCGUUCAGAGGUUAUACCGAUGAUAUUUUCGAGGAAAAGCCCAAUUAUACAACAUUUUCACUACAGUAGAAUAAAAUACAAAUCCACCACAUCCCUUUAUCCUAUGACUCUUAACCCUCUAUAAGGUACCCCGGGGCAAGUGAGAAUCAGGGGCAAGUGAGACCUAUAGCUAGUAUUUUCAUUUUUAUUUAUUUUAAAGACUAACAUUCUUCAUAAAAAACAUAGGUAUCACACCUACGGAUACUUUGAAUACAAAAAAUGUUAUUGUUUCAAUCAUAAAGAUACCAUAUACGUUAUUAUUGUUCAUAUGUAAUUUUCAAUUCACUAGGUGAGAUUGACGUGCUCUACUACAUUCGUCGUUUAAAAAUAAAUUUGUCAUUAUACAAAUACUUUUUCGUUUUCAGGAUAGUAUUUGGAGUUCUUGCAAAUGAUUUCAAGCGAAAAAGCUGUAUUUUAUUUUUAUUUAUUACCUUUAGUUUACUGCUCUCACUUGCCCCAGUGCAUUUCGCUACCUGGGGUAAGUGGGACCUAUGAGAAUAAACAAACACAAUUUUAUGGGUUCAUCUCGCCUUGUCUAGCCUACGAUGAAAUUAGCACGAAAGUCAAUAAAAAUUGACGCGUUAAGUGAUCUACUGUUGAAUUAUACUUUAUUACCUCUAUUUAGAUGAUGAAUUUCUUGUUAAAUAUGGUAAAACCUUGGGUAAAACAAAAAAAAAAUCAAAAGCAUGUAUUUUUUAUGUUUUUCUCUAAAUAUAUUCCAUUAUUUUUUCACCUAACGCUGCAUAAUGGAUUCUUUUGGGCAUUCAGGAACCGUCCAUAAAAAAUUAAAAUAGGGAAAUGACCUUUUCAAAAUUCAUGAUUAAAAAACAAAACAUUAUUUAAUGAUCGUAAGAUUAUGCAAGGGAGAAGAUAUUACUGAAAAUCUUGAAACCCCAGAUAUACUUUUGGCGAGAUUCAUCAACUAUAUAAUAUAGAGACCAAGUUUCGAAAUCUUUUGUCUCUUCACUUUACGGCGCUUUUUGUAUAAAAAAUCAAUUUAUUUUGCAUGAGCUGCUAGAGUUGAUUCAAGUAUUUUUCCCCAGCGUUUUUUUAUGUGUUACGUAAUUUAUGCACGAUACCAUAAACCUCUUCUUAUUUUAAUAUCUAAAGAUAGUCAUUCAUAUAAGAGAUUUAUGAUUUAUGUUACCUUACUUGUUGCAACUUAUAUUAAGCCCUUUGCACAAAAACUCUGAAUAGGUUCCACUUGCCCCGUGAAACGCAGUGAAUGAAGAUCUGCUACACUUUUCAUUAUAUGCAUAAUAUAUCGAAUUUUGAAAUUUUGAAACAGUUUUAAUGCACGUUAAUAAGUACCAAUAUACCAACAACGUCUUUUGGGUUCAUUGGAAUUAUAGAAAAAAAUGUGUUCUGAAAUUUUUGCCAUGACAAAACCAAAUUAGCAUUUUUUUAGGUCCCACUUGCCCCGGGGUACCUUAACCCAAAAUUUUGAUUCUGAUUCUGUUUUGGACGACGAUUCGUUUCUGGUUUCGGUAAAAAUUCUUGGCUGAUCCCAUGUGCAGUAAACGACGGAUUCUUUAAAAUUCUUACAAAAUUGUUACUUAGGCCCUUCUGAAAUUAAAUGCAAGAGUUUUCAACAGGAUUCUUAAUAAUAUUUUUUAACGCUUUGUUGAUGUUCUUUGAGAAUUUCUUUUUUGAUAAUAUUAUUUUUCAAAACCUUCACCCUUUUGUUCAAUGCAAACAUUUGUUUCUAUGUCCUUGAGGUAUCUUCUCCUAAAAAAUGAGCACCCAUGUUUCCUGUUAAAGUGCCAUUUGCGACCAUCUGAAUUGCGUAUUUAGUAUAAAAUUUCAAAUUUUAUGAGACAAACUAAUUCAAUGUAUGCGCGUCCAAACAACACAACAUACAUGCAUAGAUAUAAGCUAAUAUUUGAUCGUAUGAUUUUAAGUGUUAUGAAUUACUUAUUAAUCUAGAGAAAGAGGGAUUAUCAAUCCUGAAGAGUAUAAAGAGCUGAAAAACUAGAAACAAAUAUGAGAUCGGCGAUAUUAUACAACAGAACACAAGUUAAGUAAUGAAGAUUAAAUCAGCGAACACGAUUGUUGCAUUUAUAGAUAAAAACAAGAAAACAAACUCGAAGAGCUAAUUAUCUGUUGAACUUAAAACAAACAAAAACUAACGAAAGAGAAUGAAUUGAACUACGAACAGAACACCUUUUUCCUCCUUUUCUGCACAAAACUUAAAACA
Molecule: messenger RNA, 5163 nt
Organism: Aedes albopictus (Asian tiger mosquito)
Lineage: Eukaryota; Metazoa; Arthropoda; Insecta; Diptera; Culicidae
Gene: tun
Product: protein N-terminal glutamine amidohydrolase
Exons: 5
Coding region: 1648-2280 (210 amino acids)
Cellular component (GO): nucleus; cytosol
Molecular function (GO): protein-N-terminal glutamine amidohydrolase activity; protein-N-terminal asparagine amidohydrolase activity
Source: RefSeq, a predicted model, not a curated record